AUGACAGACGCGUUGUUCUCGCUCAAGGGCGAGAUAGCUCUUAUUACCGGCGGCACGAGAGGUAUUGGACAGGCUGUAGCCGUUGGGCUUGCUGAAGCGGGCGCAGAUAUAAUCUUAAUCCAACGAUCUACUGCGUCGACAGAGACUAAGAAUGCCGUCGAAGCCGUCGGCCGUAAAGCCCAUAUCUAUACGGCGGAUCUCGCGAACGCAGAAGACGUAGCAGGCUUGGUCCCGCGGAUUCUAGCGGAUGGACAUACGAUACGCAUCUUGGUAAACUGCGCUGGUAUUCAGAUUCGCCAUGCACCCGAAGCCUUCCCCGACGCCGACUAUCGCGCAGUAAUGGGGGUAAACGCGGACACCGUAUUCACAUUAACACGCGACGCGGGCGCCCAUAUGCUAGGUCUCGAACCCUCCCCAGUCACAGGCCGUCGUGGUAGCAUAAUUAACUUCGCGAGCCUGCUCUCGUUCCAAGGCGGGCUGAAUGUACCCGCGUACGCAGCAAGCAAGGGCGCCGUAACACAGAUGACCAAGGCUUUUGCGAAUUCGUGGACGGAGAAGGGUAUUAAUGUUAAUGCUGUGGCACCUGGGUAUAUCGCGACGGAUAUGAAUACGGCUCUGAUCAACGAUCAAGAGAGAGCGGCAAGCAUUAGCGCAAGGAUUCCGGCUGGGCGUUGGGGAGAUCCGGAUGAUUUCAAGGGGAGCGCUGUGUUUCUAGCUGGUAAAGCGAGUUCGUAUGUGAGUGGACAUACACUGGUUGUUGAUGGCGGAUGGAUGGGACGGUAG
This is a messenger RNA of Daldinia childiae, 783 nucleotides long. Its product is annotated as 2-dehydro-3-deoxy-D-gluconate 5-dehydrogenase. Lineage: Eukaryota; Fungi; Ascomycota; Sordariomycetes; Xylariales; Hypoxylaceae. Bases 1 to 783 code for a protein of 260 amino acids. The transcript is spliced from 2 exons. Gene Ontology annotation, molecular function: oxidoreductase activity, acting on the CH-OH group of donors, NAD or NADP as acceptor. The record is from RefSeq and is a predicted model, not a curated record.